Molecule: messenger RNA, 2212 nt
Organism: Triplophysa dalaica
Lineage: Eukaryota; Metazoa; Chordata; Actinopteri; Cypriniformes; Nemacheilidae
Gene: cdcp2
Product: CUB domain containing protein 2
Exons: 3
Coding region: 676-1827 (383 amino acids)
Source: RefSeq, a predicted model, not a curated record
CCAGUUGUUCCAUGCACAUGAUACACCUAUUAACUUUUCAUGCCAUUCUCUCCAAACAGUGUCUUGACAAGCCAACGUUGUGAAUCUGAUAGUCUUCAUUAAAAUUUAGUGGGGGAGGCAAAGAGUCCACUUAUUCAAUUUCUCCGUAAAGGCCACAGAAUGAAGAGCUUUCUUCCAGAGCUUUAACAUCACUCCUACUCUCUGAAUCAGUAUACGCAAAGGAACUUAAACACUUCACACGACAGGAACAACAUGGUUUGGAGGAUGACAGUUUUCAUUCAUGUUUUGUUUUUUGCCGGAAAGGUCACCUCCAAGAAAGGUAGGACCGUUUCCUACCUUAUGGUUGGAAGUGCACUCCUUUUCCGUGUUGUAACACUACACUUUAGGUUCUUUACAGCUUUAUAAUUCCGUAACAAUAUAUUAAUAUUUUUGUGUUUGUGUGUCAUUAUGUCUGAUAGCUCAGCUAGACUAAUGCAUUCUCAUGACCUUGGUCUUACUAUAAAGUGUAAACUCCAAGAAUCCAUAAUCACAAAUGCCAUUAAAUUAAAAUACUUUACAAUUUGAUAGCCACCUCGCUCCAUAUCACUGCUUUAUCAUUAAUAUUGCAAUAGUCAUUUUCUCUGACAUUUAUCAAAACAUCAGAAUAAACAGAACCGCAGUUACUUAUUUAUUACAAUGUAUUUGUAUGUUUGUUUAGGUGUUAAAUGUGGUGGAAUCCUGUCUUCAAGCAAUGACAAUAUAACAAGUCCUAAUUUCCCAGGCCUGUACCCUUAUAAUACGGUAUGCACCUGGCUGAUAGUGGUAUCAGAGGGAUCAUCAGUACUGUUAACUUUCCAUCACUUCGAGUUGGAGUACCAUAUAGACUGUGCUUAUGACUACAUAAAGAUUUACAAUGGGAUCUCAGAGGACGAGGGAAACCUGCUGGGGAAAUUUUGUGGUGAUGUGUCUCCUCCUCAAUUCAGCUCCUCCUGGAACGUCAUGUCCAUCAUCUUUCAUUCAGAUCGUCAUGUUGCACACAAGGGCUUCUCUGUUGGCUACAGGAAAGAUAUGUGUGGUGGGGUUUUGACCGGUCUCUCUGGAAUAAUCUCAAGUCCAGGUUAUCCACUAGACUACAGUAACAAUGCUGAUUGCUCGUGGACGGUACACGUGUCUAAUCAGAGUGUCGUCAGCCUGGUGUUCCUUGACUUCCAGUUGGAAAACAAUGAGGGGUGCAAUUUUGACUAUGUGGCUCUUUUUGAUGGCCCUACCAUUACACACAAUCACCUGGGAAACUACUGUGGUAAUGAGAAACCUCCCAACACCAUCACCGCAUCAAACCAACUGCUGGUGGUCUUCAAAUCUGAUUUCAACAUUGGGGGGAGAGGCUUUAAAGCCUACUAUUAUUCAGGAGAGUGCCAGCAGGUCUUGAAAACCAUUAGCGGGAACUUUACGAGCCCUCACUACCCAAACAUCUACCCCAACAACAUCAACUGUCAUUGGACUAUCACUCUAGCUGCCGGCUACAGGAUCAAGCUGUUUUUCCCUUCUCUGGAGCUGGAGGAUCGAAACAGUCUGACAGAUAUGUGCGAUUAUGACUCUGUGGCCGUGUAUGAUGGGGACAGUGAGAUAGACACCUUGUUGGGUCACUGGUGUGGUAGUGAACAACCGCCAUCUUUAACCUCUAAGGGAAAUAAACUGUUGGUUGUUCUGAACACUGAUAGGAACUAUGCCUUUAAGGGCUUUGUGGCAUCCUAUAUAGGAGGUGAGGGCUUGAAUUCAUUUAACAAACUAAUCAAAUUGAAAAGAUGUGGACUAAAGAUUUACAUUCUGUUCAUGGAGUAUUACUAAUUGUGUUUUGCUGUUGUGUCACAGUGGUGCCAGUCAACAUAAGCUGUACUAGAACGGAGUUUCAGAUUCAGAUUGCCAGACAGGCGUUGCCUCAGAUAGAUCGUGAGGGCAUUUAUCUGGGAAAUCCGUCCUGUUCUGCCCAGCUUACCGAAACAUCCUACAAAAUUCUUGCCCGCUUCGUUAACUGUGGAACUGCUGGACAGGUAUAAAAUUAAAGACACACUUCACCAGUUUUGAUGUUAUUCAUUCAUGUUUCAUUUUUGACAUAUGGAAUAACAUACGUUGCAAAUGGACUGAGUUAAAAAAUUCAAUAUCUAUCCUCUUCAGAAACGACAAAACAUUACCAUGCUGGUGAACUCGCUCUAUAUUGACUUUGAUGGAACAC